Molecule: messenger RNA, 2013 nt
Organism: Drosophila santomea
Lineage: Eukaryota; Metazoa; Arthropoda; Insecta; Diptera; Drosophilidae
Product: organic cation transporter-like protein
Exons: 5
Coding region: 116-1753 (545 amino acids)
Biological process (GO): transmembrane transport
Cellular component (GO): membrane
Molecular function (GO): transmembrane transporter activity
Source: RefSeq, a predicted model, not a curated record
AAAACACUGCGCAUACAGGCGGAAUGUAGUUGACUCGUUGCUGAGAAGAUUCACAUAAACAAAAUAAAGUCAGUUAGAUAUUAUUACCCAAGCACGGUUCCUAAAAGAGAUCACUAUGGAUUUCGACCGCGUGCUUGAGAAGUGUGGAAACUUCGGAAGAUUUCAGUUUGUUAUUCUAAUUCUCUACGGCUACACGAACAUUCUCAGCUCGUUGCAUUAUUUCUCGCAGACCCUUAUUACUUUUACACCUGAGCACUGGUGUUCCCACGAUGACCUAAUGGGCUUGGGUGCCGCGGAGCUGCGAGCCAUUUACUCCAACGUUUCGCACUCCUCCUGCACUCUUCUUUCCGAGGUGGUCAAUGGAACGGGAGUGGCCUCUGAUGAGUCCUGUCAGGACUGGAUCUUCGAGCGGGAGAACGGCUACGAGAGCCUAACCACGGAACUGAAGUGGGUCUGCGACAAAUCCCAUCAGCCGGCGGUGGGCCAAUCCUUCUUCUUCCUGGGCUCGGUGGUGGGCACCAUUUCCUUCGGGUUUCUAUCUGACCAUAUUGGAAGAUUGCCGGCAAUGCUGAUGGCGACUUUAUCCGGUGCAACCGGUGACUUUAUUACCUCGUUUGUGCACACGCUACCCUGGUUCGCCUUCUCAAGAUUUGUGUCCGGACUAUCCACGGAUACCAUGUACUACCUAAUGUACAUCUUGGUCUUUGAGUACCUGAGUCCCAAACGUCGCACCUUUGGUCUGAACAUCAUCCUGGCUGUAUUCUACUGCUUUGGAUUGAUGACCUCGCCCUGGAUCGCCAUGUGGAUUGGCAACUGGCGUCGCUACCUCUGGUUGGCAUCUCUUCCAGCGCUGGGAGUCCUCAUUUAUCCUCUCCUGAUCUGCGAAAGUGCCCAGUGGCUGCUGACCAAGAAGAAGUACGAUGAAGCGGUGGCCUGUCUGAAAAAAGUGGCCAAGUUUAAUGGCCGUCAAGUUGAGGACUCAGUGUUUGAUGAGUUCGUAAAGCAUUAUCGCGAGAAGAUGAACGAGGAGAGCAAGCUGAACAAGCAAAUGGAUACUUUCCUGGGAAUGUUCAAGACUCCCAGACUGCGCCGCUUCACCACCACAUUGCUGGUUAAAUCGGUCAUUAUCACGCUUUCCUACGACGUGAUCAACAGGAACAUGGAAGGCCUGGGCUCCUCGCCCUUCAAGCUCUUCUCACUAACCUCCAGUGUUUACUUGCCGGCUGGAUUCACCAUCCUACUGCUCCAGAACAAGAUUGGGCGAAAGGGCAUGGCAUGUGGAGCCCUGCUGGUGGGAGCCAUCACAACCGCGGCAACUGGAUUCCUGAUCGCGGUAUUGGAUCCCAAUGAGAAUGCUGUUCUGCUGGCACUAAUGGUGGCUCUGGGUCGCUUUGGCACAACUGUUUCCUAUGAUGCGGAAAUCCAGUACGCAGCGGAGAUCAUUCCGACCAGUGUGCGUGGACAGGCGGUGUCCAACAUCCAUGUGGUGGGAUUGGCCUCCAGCUCGCUGGCCUUCUAUGUGAUCUACCUGGCCCAGUACUACAAGCCCCUCCCCUCGAUCUUCAUUAGCGUUCUGAUGUUCCUGGGUGCGCUACUCUGCCUGAGCCUUCCCGAAACUCUUCACAAAAAACUACCCGAAACCCUGGCCGACGGAGAGCGCUUCGCCAUGAACGAGAGCUGCCUGUACUUCCCAUGCUUACACAAACGCCGCGAAAGUCUGACCGAGCAUACGGACCAAAAGUCUGAACCCUAGAGAAAGAUGCACCUGGUAGCUGACUACUGUUUUGUAUCUCAUAACCUGCUAGCCACUCAACCUGAUGAUGGGGUCAACGAAAUGCUGACCCCCGUAACCGAAUGGUCUGAUAGUUAUUACUCAUGUGAAGGAUGCAUAGUAAUUAAACCAAAACCGUUGUAUAGAAUACACAUACCUAAUCCUAUAUAUCCAAAAACAGAACUGGUAUACAUAUAUGACGCACUCCUUUUUUCACAAUAAAUAUUUACAUAUAUAAAGAA